AAAGAAAAUAGUAAAUUAGUUAAUGGAUCUACUGGAAUAAUAGUUGGAUUUAAGAAUGGUGAAACUACAUAUAGAGAAGAAGUUCCUGAAGAUGUAGCUUCAAUUUUUUUAGUUCCAAUUGUUAAAUUUAAUGGUAUAAAAGAAGAAAUAGAAAUUAAACCAAGAACAUUUCAAAAACGAAAUAAUGAUGGUAUUUUAAUGGUUACUCGUAAACAAUUACCAUUAAUAUUAAGUUAUGGUAUUACUAUACAUAAAUCACAAGGAUUAACGAUUCGAAGAUUGAUAGUAGAUUGUAAAAAUGUUUUUCAAAGUCAACAAUUAUAUGUAGCAUUUUCCCGAGCUACUGAUCCAAAUAAUUUACAAAUAGUAAAUUUUAAUUCAAAAAAAUUAAAACCUAAUAAAAAA
Messenger RNA from Cetraspora pellucida, 405 nucleotides. Lineage: Eukaryota; Fungi; Glomeromycota; Glomeromycetes; Diversisporales; Gigasporaceae. The record is from the annotation of a GenBank genome assembly.